AUGAAGGAGGCAAAUGAAGAACUAUAUCCAGGAUGUAAGAAGUUUUGCAAACUGUCCUUUUUGCUGCAUAUGUAUCGUACAAAGUGCAUGUUCAAAUGGUCAAAUGAAUCUUUUAAUGCUUUGCUUGGACUAUUGAAGGAUGCGCUGCCUGAAGGGGAAAAAUUGCCUCCUUCUUUCUAUGAGACCAAAAAGAUAGUUGAAGGCUUGGGCUUAAAAUGGAAAAAUGAUGCUAGAAAAAUUCCAGCCAAGGUCCUAAGGUAUUUUCCUUUAAAACCGAGGCUACAGAGAUUGUUUAUGUCAUCAGAAACUUCCAAAGCAAUGCGAUGGCAUCAUGAAGAGCGCAACAAAGAUGGAGUUCUACGACAUCCUGCAGAUUCUGAAGGUUGGAAAAAUUUUGAUAAUAAAUAUCCUGAAUUUGCUGGAGACCCUCGCAAUGUGCGCCUAGGAUUAGCUUCUGAAGGGUUUAAUCCAUUUGGCACAAUGCGAACUGUUCACACGCUUGGAAAUAAUAUUGAUGUCUUUUUGCAACCUCUAAUAGAAGAGUUAAAUGAAUUAUGGGAUGUUGGUGUAGAAACGUACGAUGCCUCCACUAAGGAGAUAUUCCAAAUGCGAGCAGCUCUCAUGUGGACGAUAAAUGAUUUUCCAGCAUAUGGUAGUCUCUCUGGAUGGUGCACUUAUGGUAGAUUUGCAUUCCCGUCUUGUAAUAUAAACACUCAAUCUAGAAGGCUCAAACAUGGCAGAAAGUUUUGUUAUAUGGGGCAUCGCCGCUUCUUGAAGUCAGGACACAAAUAUCGGAAUGAUGCAAAAUCAUUUGAUGGGACUAAAGAAACAAGAUCUGCACCUUGUCCAGUAACUGGUUCAGUAGUGCUGAAUCAAGUUAAAGAUAUAAAAUUUACUCUUGGCCAGUCAAGUGAAGCGUAUAAAGACAACUUAGAGGCUCGAUUAGACUUGAAGGAGAUGAAAAUAAGACCAAGCUUAUGGCCUCAGUACCGAGCUAGUGGUAGAUCAUAUCUUCCUCCUACUUUUUUCACAAUGUCUCCGAUGGAAAAGGAGUUAUUUUAUGAAGUACUACAAAAUGUCAAGUUUCCAGAUGGCUAUGCGUCUAAUAUCUCACGCUGCUUUCGCAAACGAAAGAUAUCUGGGCUAAAAACUCAUGAUUGA
Messenger RNA from Nicotiana attenuata, 1161 nucleotides. RefSeq lists its product as uncharacterized. NCBI's taxonomy places the organism in Eukaryota, Viridiplantae, Streptophyta, Magnoliopsida, Solanales, Solanaceae. The coding region runs from base 1 to 1161 and encodes 386 amino acids. The transcript is spliced from 4 exons. The record is from RefSeq and is a predicted model, not a curated record.